Molecule: messenger RNA, 4029 nt
Organism: Lymnaea stagnalis (great pond snail)
Lineage: Eukaryota; Metazoa; Mollusca; Gastropoda; Lymnaeidae
Source: the annotation of a GenBank genome assembly
GUGAUCGGCCCGGGUGAUUUCAAUACGUCCAACCUAGAGGUGUCCGUGAAAGCAGGAGUCAACCCGAACGAUGCCCUCAAAUUGCCAGGAUGGCUACCGAAAGAUUUCUCGAUACCCUACGCCAAUGUCACGUACAACGGUCGUUUUAUGGUAGUGCUACCUUGUGUAUCGCCAGUGUUCGAGUUUGUUUUUUGUUUGUUUCCAAAGUAAAUUUGUGCAUUUCCUAAAUGAUAAAUGACCAAACGACCAUCGACCCCAGCAUUCCUUCAGUCUUCAUAAUCCGACAAGAGACAGAUUCCAUGCAGCGAUACUUUGUGUCAAUGGGCGGGUUUUAUUGGAACGGACGGCGUAUCAGGUUUUCUUUCCCACAGUUCCUUGUCCGUUGUUCCCACCCAUGUGUUCUUUUCGUGUCUUCACCGAUUGUUUGUUUCGCGACUGUUGUUUUUGUUUGUUUGUUUGCUGUUGUUGUUGGUUUUUUUUUGUUGGUUUUUUUUUUUGUGGGGGGGUAGGGGGGUUUCCCCCCCCCCCCAAUUUUUUCCAGGCGUGAAUGUGAAAGAGUGGCUGGCGUAAGAACCUUGUGUGAACGAAAAGCAGGCGUGUUUUGUAGAAUAAGGAACGGGCAGAACGACCCAGGGGAGUGAAAGGAUUGAGAGCGUCAUCCAGUGGUCUAUUAAGUACCAGAAAUGCACCAAUCGCACCCCGUUGAUGCGAGGUUGGGAAACCCUGCCUUGACCCAUUGUGUGUGGGUUGUUUUUUUUGUUGUUGUUUUUUUUAUCCACUACUUCUGUCUUGUUUAAGUUUCCGCGGACUCACGUUUGAGCUGCUGAUUUUCUUCCGCUGUGCGUCAAAUGUUCCCGCGUUCUCAGAUCCCGCCUGCGUGCUGCAAGGAUAAAGUCUUCAUGUCGAACGAUGUGAAAGAAAGGUUUUACAACGUUGUCUACUGUGCGGAGACGGCCAACAAGACGCUCUUGAACACAGAUGUAAGUCUUUCCAUUUCAUUGGAAUAGUGAAUAGUGUUCAGGUAAUCAGGUUGUCAACUUCAGGUAAACUAUAAUAUUCUGUUUCAUAUCAUACCCAGGGAGAUCAUAAUAAAAUCAUUUUUACUCUCGGGUAAGCCAUUUCAAUUUUACCAUCAGGUAGACCAUUUCAGUUUUACCAUCUGUUACGUACUGUUAUCAGUAUGGAGAAAUUAAUAUCUGAUUUAGUUAAAUUUAUGGCUCGUUCUAAAACAGUACACAACAAAAAAACGAUACCAUAUAUUAAAAACAAUAACAAAGAAUACGAUACUCAAACCAGGGCUAAUUACAAUUAAUAAGUUUUAUUUGACUUACAGUAUAAUGAUUGGCUUGUACCGGUACAGUGUCGAAGAAGAUACAAUAUUGUAAAAAUGUACAAUGAUGAAAAGGAAUCUACACGCACACAGUAAACAAACCUCUCUAGCAAAAAUAGAACACGUUCAAAAUAACUCCCGUCAUUCGUCUCGUCCGUCGUUCAAUCCCUCGACUUUAUAUAGCCUGUUUCUUUAGAUAAUUCUAGAAGGCUACGCAAUGUACUCGCUUCCCGCUCAUUCUACAAUAUUCUACAAAAUUCGAAUCAUGAAACAGACAAAAAGAUAUUAUUUAAUUGUAGCCGAGGUCAAAGGGAGACUUUAACUAGUAAAUCACGCCCUACUAAGAACGCAGCCGAAGUUGGGGUCAGCUUAAGUUCAUUCACCAGAAAAGAUGAAUGAAAUUAAAUGGGGCGCCAUUACAUCAUCAGGUAAACCAUUUCAGUUUUACCAUCAGGUAGGGCAUUUCAACUUUACCAUCAGGUAGGCCAUUUCAGUUUUAUAAUCAAGUAGGCAAUUUCAAAUUUACCACAUGUGAGGCCAUUUCAAUGUUAUUAUGAGAAAGGCCAUUUCAAUUAUACCCUCAGGGAGAUCAUUUCAAUUUUACCCUCAGGGAGAUCAUUUCAAUUUUACCCUCAGGGAGAUCAUUUCAAUUAUACCCUCAGGGAGAUCAUUUCAAUUUUACCCUCAGGGAGAUCAUUUCAAUUUUACCCUCAGGGAGAUCAUUUCAAUUUUACCCUCAGGGAGAUCAUUUCAAUUUUACCCUCAGGGAGAUCAUUUCAAUUUUACCCUCCGAUAUAAAAUAAUUGUAAUUCCAAUCUGCAACUGGUAAUUCCGAGGUCUUGUCCAUUACCAUCGUACACUAUUACGUCACAACAAUGAGACACUUGGCUUGUAUGCCAAUACCCUAUGGCAGGUGACCUCGAUAUUCACCCCAAGAAGCCCAGGGCUGAUGUUGAUACAUGGUGUCACAGUGUCCGGUCACUUUUGUUAUACAGUGUAUCUUUUCUUUUUUUUUUUAGAACUCGGAAACUUGCGUCAUUGACUCAAUGACGUAAAUAAACCAUCUCUAUCCCCAGGGUUGCUACAAAUUCUUUUUCCGCACCUACGUUGAACCCUGGACAAGUAACAUGUUUGUACCAUUUCUUGGCGUAGGGGUGAGUUGAUCUCGACAUUUUAUGGAGUAGUGGUAAGUUUAUCUCGACAUUUCCUGGAGUUGGGGUGAGUUGAUCUCGACAUUUCCCGGAGUUGGGGUGAGUAGAUCUCGACAUUUCCUGGUGUUGGGGUGAGUUGAUCUCGACAUUUCCCAGAGUUGAGGUGAGUUGAUCUUGACAUUUCCCGGAGAUGGGGUGAGUUGAUCUCACAUUUACCGGAGUAGGGGUCAGUUGAUCUCGACAUUUCCCGGAGUUGGGGUGAUUUGAUCUCGACAUUUCUCGGAGUGAGGCGUGAGUUUAUCUCGACAUUUCCAUGGAAUUUGGGUGUUUUGAUCUCCACAUUUCUCGGAGGGAGGCGUGAGUUGAUCUUGACAUUUCCCGGAGUAGAGGUUAGUUGAUUUCCACAUUAAUCCAAAGAAUUAAGGAUGAUCAGAUUCUUGAGUUUAGAAACUGGGAUGCUCUGAUCUCAAGAUUGUAGACAGUGCUUGUGUCUGACUUUGUCCAUGAGUUCUACACUGUGUAUGUAUCACUCCAUGCGUUCUAGACUGUGUAUGUAAUACCCUUUGGAGAUUAAGACUGUUGCAUUAUCUGUUCAGGAUUCUUAGACUUUUGUGUAUUUUGCACGAGUUUCUGAUUUUACGUUUAUUAUCCAAAGAUAUGAGAAUGUGUUUUGCAUUUAAUCAUAUCUAAAAUGAUGACGAUACUUGAUUAAUUAACAAUUUAAAAAAUAUGUAUGACACUUAAUCAAGUGACAGUAAGUAGUAAAAUCCAAUGAAUCCUCUAAGAACGAAACUGCAGAUAUCACAUAAACAUGUUGUUCGGCAGUGUAUGUUUCACCGUACGGCUUAUCAUUAUCUGAUGACUCUGUUCACACCGCGUUGUUGUUCCACAGUGCCUGUUCACUGUCCUGUCGGGUCUGAUCCCACACAUGCCAAAGGGAGACCGCAACAACCUGCUGGACAAAAGCCACCCGCACGUCAAGAAGUUCCUCAAAAGUUAAAGACGAGAACUUGAGCCGACUGGAGAGAGGGAGAUGAGACCGAAAGAGAAGGAGAUGGGGCCGAGAGAGGGAGGUGAGACGAAUCGAUAGAGACGGGAUCGAGAAAGGAAAGGAGGCCGAGGGAUAGAGAUGAGCGCGAAGAAAAAGAGAUGGAUCCAAUAGAAGAAGAUGAGACCAAGAGAGGAUAACAUUAUAAAGGAGAUCGGACCAAGAGAAGGAGUUGAUAUCUAGAGCUAUUCAACACAGGGUAUGGUGGAGGUGACUUAUUUACUCGGUCAGCAAUAAUGAAAUGUUCAAUGCCACCCCUAUCCCCUGUCUCUGGUUCUUUUAUUGGGUCGCACCAACACCUGAUUUUUUCCCCGAUCAGACUUUGCCUGUUUCUGAAGUCAGGCCUGAUGGUUGUGGGGCAAAGUCAUUUCCUUGAUCUGUGCGUGGGCGUGUGGGUGGGUGAGUAUGAAAUCUUGCGUGCGCGAGCUUUAGUUUGUACAUGUACGCGAUUGCGUAUUAGUGUGGGUAUUCACGUGUUUGAGUAAUAAGAUAAGAUAAGA